Ctenocephalides felis (cat flea) is the source of this 563-nucleotide messenger RNA. RefSeq names its product immunoglobulin domain-containing protein oig-4. The record is from RefSeq and is a predicted model, not a curated record. Lineage: Eukaryota; Metazoa; Arthropoda; Insecta; Siphonaptera; Pulicidae. The coding region runs from base 87 to 563 and encodes 158 amino acids. The transcript has 4 exons.
CAGUUCAAUACGAAGAUCGAUACAAAUAAUCGAAAUUGUUGACCGAAAUAAUAAUUAAGUGAUUAAUAUAAUAAUUAUCAGUCGUGAUGAAAUGGGGUAUUAUUUUGUGUGUCCUCUUACUUGUUGGCCCAAUACAAAUUGGGUCCAGGAGAGGAAGGACCAGAUCGAGGACCAAAUCUAGGAUGCAAAUUGGUUUACCUAUAACUGGCAAAUAUAGAGAUAAGGAUUCGGAUCAAUAUUAUAACAAUAAUAACGGUGCAAAAAUAUUGUUAGCCUCACAUUUUGAUUAUGAAUACGUUCUGGGUCACAAAAUAGCUUUUCUGUGCAUCGCUAAGGGCUCUCCGAGACCUCAUAUAACAUGGUUUAAAGAUGGUAUUGAAAUUUUCACGCAUAUCUAUAUGCAUGUACACGAAUGGAGAAUGGGUGCUGACAAAGUUAAAUCUAAAAUUGAGAUAGAUCCUGCUACACAAAUGGAUGCUGGAGUUUAUGAAUGCACAGCUGAUAAUAUGUACUCUAUAGAUCGUAGGAGUUUUAAAACUGACUUCUCUAUUGUAUUUGAUUAA